Messenger RNA from Procambarus clarkii (red swamp crayfish), 952 nucleotides. NCBI's taxonomy places the organism in Eukaryota, Metazoa, Arthropoda, Malacostraca, Decapoda, Cambaridae. The record is from RefSeq and is a predicted model, not a curated record.
GUAGAGGUGCGGGUGGUGGUAGAGGUGCGGGUGGUGGUAGAGGUGCAGGUGGUGAUAGAGGUGCGGGUGGUGGUAGAGGUGCAUGUGGCACAGGUACAGGUGUGUGUGUGUGAGUGUGUUGUCUACAUGGGGAGUGUAUGGGUGCCGCACCCCAGUAAGAGAUACCGGUACCCGUCAGUGUGCAGCCCUCAGCACCAGAGGAGAGACGGCGGGUGUACCCUGUGGAGCCUGAGGGUGCGCGUGUGUUGGUCUGCGCAUCACACCCUGUACAUUCACCGCUCAACCUCUUACGGUGACCAGGUGUGGAGGUGAAGGCGCUGCGAGUGGGUAUAAGCAGGUGCGGCAGGAGGCGUGAGGAUGAAGGUGGUGGCGUGUGUGGUGAGGACCCUGUGGCCGCAGGAGUGGACAGGGAGGUGCAGGACGCUGCUGGUGUCUGCGGCGCUCCUAGCCAACGCUCGCAGAGUCCUCAAGCACAUCAAGAGGAGACGACUCAGGCGGGAGUAUGAGAGCGCGGGGAAGGACGUGGUUGUCCUCCACCAGUUCGUCAGAGGCAGGUACUGCCCCAACCUCAGCCCCUUCGCCCUCAAGCUCGAGGCCUUCUUCAGGCUCGCAAACAUCAAGUAUGUGGUGGACAGCCAGACCCCGUUUGGACCGAAGGGAAGGUGUCCGUGGAUCACCAUCAACGGGGAGGAGGUGGCCGACUCCGAGUUCAUCCUGGAGCACUUGACCCACCGCUUCAACCUGGACCUCGACGCCCACAUCGACCCCAGACAGGCAGCCGUUCUGGAGGCUGUUCGGGUCCUCGCCGACGAGCACCUCUUCUGGUGUGUGGUGGUGUGGCGGUACUGGCUGGACGAGAGUGUUACUUUCUUAAAAUCACAGAACUUCAGUCUCUGCUUGCGCUUCGCCUUCUCCUUCAUCGUGCCGCGGGGCAUAUCAGUGUUUUGUGAUC